UUUCAUUCAACUACCGGACAGUGUAGUUUGCUGUGCGUUUAGCGAAACUCUCCCGGUUGAUGUCAACACAAGAUUGUAAUCACUCAUUCUUGCAUGUGAUACCCUCGUUUAGGUUGGCUAGUAACUGCAGACAUGGUGGCCACUAAGAAAACUGUCGGUAGAUGUAACAUGCGUACCCCGAAACACCACGACAACGUUCGGUAGGUGCGUCGUUGCGGAAUGUGUAAUAAAGGCAGCGUUCAUCUCGGAAAAAGUCCCUGGAGUCCAUCAACUCUCGUCUUCAGCUGGUGAUGAAGAGUGGUAAAUACGUACUGGGCUACAAACAGACUCAGAGGAUGAUCCGCCAGGGCAAAGCCAAGCUGGUCAUCCUGGCCAACAACACACCUGCUCUCAGGAAAUCAGAGAUCGAGUACUAUGCGAUGCUGGCUAAGACUGGGGUCCACCACUACAGUGGGAACAACAUAGAGCUUGGCACAGCCUGUGGAAAGUACUUCAGAGUCUGUACCCUGGCCAUCAUUGACCCUGGUGACUCAGACAUCAUCAGGAGUAUGCCUGAUCAGCCACAGGGGGAGAAGUAGUCUAGUUGCUUCACUUCCGUUUCUCUGUAGAUGUAUUUUGGUAUAAAUAAAUCGACUUCAAGAUGA
Molecule: messenger RNA, 644 nt
Organism: Oncorhynchus kisutch (coho salmon)
Lineage: Eukaryota; Metazoa; Chordata; Actinopteri; Salmoniformes; Salmonidae
Product: 60S ribosomal protein L30-like
Exons: 5
Coding region: 291-578 (95 amino acids)
Cellular component (GO): cytosolic large ribosomal subunit
Molecular function (GO): structural constituent of ribosome; RNA binding
Source: RefSeq, a predicted model, not a curated record